This is a messenger RNA of Paramuricea clavata, 2070 nucleotides long. The record is from the annotation of a GenBank genome assembly. Lineage: Eukaryota; Metazoa; Cnidaria; Anthozoa; Malacalcyonacea; Plexauridae.
AUGUUCUCCCAUGAAGAAUCACUUUUGGCAGAAGUAAAUAUAUCACAUUGGAAAGAAUUGGCACUGAAUGGAAACGACGAUUUUAUACGUGUCUUUAGUAAACAAGUUUACGAUAUUUCUGUUCUUAUUAUUCCAUUCUUACUGAUGAUUCCGCACCUAAAGGAAGACAUCAAUAAUACAGUGAAGAAAAAAUUACCGCAUUACAAAGAUGAAAUACAGAAAUUGAAAAACGAAAGCUAUACUACUAUUAUUAGUAGUAUUAUUUCAUUCUUACUGUAUGCAGUGAAACAGGCCAUGGUGUUUUCGUGUAAGGUUUUCAUUGUUACUACCGUUUGUUUUUUUCUUGCAAUAUUCUUGGUGACUGUAGCGUCGAACAAACAGUUCGUGGAUGAUAUUAUUAGAGGUAUCAUGUCAUUCUUACUGUCUUCAGCGCAACUGGUGCUAUCGGAUGAUAGUAUUAUUAUUAUUAUUUUAUUCUUACAGUCUUCAGUGAAACUGGUCUUCUCGUAUGCUAUAAUUAUUAGUAGAAAUAUUUCACUCUCACUGACUUUAAUGAAAGUGGUGUUCUCGUAUGCUAUUAUUAUAUAUAGCAUUAUAACAUUCUCACAUUCUUCAGUGGAACAGGAGUUCACGUGUAUUGUUCUUAUUACUCUCGGUUUCAUCCCAAAGUUUCCAGAACUGUUGUUUUCGUGUGCUAUCCUUUGUGGUACUAUUAUUCUAUUCUCGCCGUAUUUAGAACUGGUGUUCCAGAAAUUAAAGGUCUUAAUCAAUUAUGCCUCAAGGUUAGAAGCGGGUUCGAAAUUAGAAAAGGAGAGACUACAUGAGACAGUAGAUCAAUUGCAGGAGGACCAAUUGAAGAUUGCCCAACAGGAGUGGCCGUUUGAACUUACAUGGUACAAUGAUGAGCAAAGACAAUUUACAAUUGACGACCAACAAAAGUUACAGGAUGAUCAGGAGAAGUUAGAAGACAAGCAAGAGUUCAUUAAAAUCCAGGAAGAAUUAGAUACUGAUCAACAGAAUGCAACGGUUGACAAGGAAGAGUUCAUUAAUGUUCAGGAACAAUUAAAUACUGAUCAACAGAAUGCAACGGUUGACAAGGAAGAAUUCGUUAAGAAGCAAGAGUUCAUUAAUGUUCAGGAACAAUUAAAUACUCAUCAACAGAAUGCAACGGUUGACAAGGAAGAAUUCAUUAAGAAGCAAGAGUUCAUUAAUGUUCAGGAACAAUUAAAUACUGAUCAACAGAAUGCAACGGUUGACAAGGAAGAGUUCAUUAAGAAGCAAGAGUUCAUCAAUGUUCAGGAACAAUUAAAUACUGAUCAACAGAAUGCAACGGUUGACAAGCAAGAGUUCAUUAAUGUCCAGGAACAAUUAAAUACUGAUCGACAAAAUGCAACGAUUGACAAUGAAGCGUCCAAUGAUGAGCAGAGACAACUCCAGAUUCAAAAGUUAAAGGAUGAAUAUCUUCAACAAUUACAACGUAAAGGUCAUAUUUGUGCAAAAAAUUGCGUCUUGUGCUCCAUUCUUUGGAGUUGUCAACAGGAACUGGGCUUCUACCUUUGUGGUCCCCAAUUAAUACUGAUAAUGUUUCUUCAUGCAGCCGAAAAAAAUAAAAGGGAAUAUCUCAAGUGUGAAAAAUUUAUAGAAAUAUUCAUGAAAUGUAAAGUAAUUGAUGCACCUGUGGGUUGCGAGUAUCUAUGGUCUGAAGAAAUGAGUAAGAAGUCUGAAAUGAUAGAGAAAGCUUGGAAUGCACUCAUGAAUAUGGAUAAAAGUGUAUGUUUAAUAGGAAUAAAGAGUUCAAAGGCUCUAGGCGGAGGUCAUUGCGUAGUUUGUGAUUUGAAUACAAGGACUGGAUGUGGAACAGUAACGUUUCAUGACCCACAGAAAGAAGAGAAAGCAGAAUGGAGUAAAACAGAAUUCAUAUUCUACCUUGAUGAUCCCAAUAUCGCAGGCCUAAGAUUGUUCACUGUCAACUUGCAGAAGCUAAAAGACAUAAUCGAUGAAUAUAGCGAGAUUUUACACCACACAGAUAAAAGUAAUCAAACUUUGUCUCCCAUGCCGCUUCGGGUUUGA